This is a messenger RNA of Plasmodium yoelii, 10461 nucleotides long. RefSeq names its product leucine-rich repeat protein. The coding region runs from base 1 to 10461 and encodes 3486 amino acids. The transcript is spliced from 8 exons. NCBI's taxonomy places the organism in Eukaryota, Apicomplexa, Aconoidasida, Haemosporida, Plasmodiidae. Gene Ontology annotation, molecular function: protein binding. The record is from RefSeq and is a predicted model, not a curated record.
AUGUUGCUCGAUUUAUCUAGAUGUAAACUAAAAAGUUUAGAAGAUAGUGAUGUGAUCCUUGAAAAAUUGAUAGAACUAAAUUGUGAUUAUACAAGUAUAACAUAUUUAGAUGUUUCAUAUAAUAAUAUAAAAUCUAUUAAAGGGUUAAGACAUUUUGAAAAUUUAAAAAUAUUAAAUAUAUCGAAUAAUGAAUUAACUUCAUUAGAUGGAGAUUAUAUUCCUUGUUCAACUGAGAAGAUAAUUUGUGAUAAUAAUAAUCUUAGUGACAUUUAUUUUAAGGGUAUAACAAAUGAAAGAGAAGAAUCCGAAGCCGAAACCGAAACUGAAUCAGAACCCAAAUAUGAAACUGAUGAAGAAACGGGUUCAGAUGAUAAUAGAAAAAAUAAUUGUAUAAAUAAAAUAUAUAGUUAUAAAAAUGAUAAUAAUAUUUCUUCAAAUUAUUCAAAUGAUUUAAAAAGUUAUAAUAUGCAUGAUAAAUAUAAUAAUAGUUUUUUUUAUGAUAAAAUAUAUUACACAAAUAAUAAUUUCCCAUUAAGUAAUUUAAAAUAUUUAGAUGUAAGCUACAAUAAUAUUAAAAGGUUAGCAACAUUUGAAAAAUAUUUACAUAUCUUAAAUAAAAGAAAUAAAUUAAAUAAUUCUAAUGAAACAAACAUAUCAAAGAGUCUCAAAUCUGAAAGUUUAGAAAGUGAUGCAGAUGAUGUACAUAUAAAUAAUUUUAUUUCGAGUAAAACUGAAAAAGAUGUUAUGAUUCUAUUUUUUAACUCUUUAGAAACUCUGCAUCUAAGAGGAAAUAAAUUAACUAAUUUAAAAGGAUUAAGUGUUUUAAAAAAUUUAAAAGUUUUAGAUCUUAGAUCAAAUUUAAUUAGCCAUCCAGUACAACUCUUUUAUAUUCUGGAUAAUAAAAAUUGGCUAAAAAAAUAUCAUGAUAAAAAAAAUAAAAAUAAAAAUAAAAAUACUUAUUAUUCUUAUUUUUCACAUAUAUUAAAAAAAUAUAAAAAUAUAAAUUUACAAAAUAUAUCCUUGCUAGGCAAUAACAAAAUAUUCAAACCUAAACGAUUGCUUGCAUCUGUAUUUAACGUAUUAAAAAAUGUUAAUAGAAAAAAAGAACUUAUAACUGAUUUUUCUGACCGUGUUUCGAUAAAUGAAAAUAAUGAUAUUCUUGAACGUGAGUUUUGUGAUGCAGAUGAUGAGGAAGAAGAUGAUUCAGAUCCUUCUUAUGAUAUAGAUUCAGACAUGGGUUCAGAAGCAGAUGUAGAAGUCGAGGAAAAUUCAAACUUAAUAGAAAACAAUACAUAUAUUUCUAAAAAUAAACAUGAUAAUUUUGUAAAAAAAAGUAACGAAAUAAAUAUUCUUAAUGACAUUGAACAAAUUACAUCUAAACCAAAGGAUUUGAUUGAAUUAAAUGAUUCUGGGUUCUAUGAUAAAAAUAUAAAUAAAAAUGAAAGUGAUUAUGCUGAGAGUACCCAAGGGGAAAGAAAUGAGGAUAGAGAUAUUCCAACUUCUUUAAGUCGAAAGGAGAUAGAUGUAGAAUCAAGUGAUACUGAGGAGGGUACACAUGGACAAGUAGAAAGUGUGGUGGAUUCUCAAAGCGAAUCAGAAAAUGAAAAAGAAGAUGGUGUAAGUGAUAUAGAGCAUGAAUCUGCAAGCGAAGAGGAAAUCGAACCAAGAAAAGUAAAACAUAAUGAGAUAGAUGCAGGCACCAUAAAGAAUCAAAGUGAUAGUGAAAUUGAAAGUGAAGAGGAGGAAAUAGCUCAAAGCGAGAUAGAUGUAGAAUCCAUAAAGAAUCAACAUGAUGCUGAGAGUGAAAGUGAAAGUGAAGAAGAGGAAAUAGCUCAAAGCGAGAUAGAUGUAGAAUCCAUAAAGAAUCAAAAUGAUACUGAAAGUGAAAGUGAAAUUGAAGAAGAUGAAGAAAUAACUAGAACCAAGGUGGAUGUAGGUAGCAUAAAGAAUCAAAGUGAUAAUGAAAUUGAAAGUGAAGAGGAGGAAAUGGCUAGGAGCGAGAUAGAUGUAGAAUCCAUAAAGAAUCAACAUGAUGCUGAGAGUGAAAGUGAAAGUGAAGAAGAGGAAAUAGCUCAAAGCGAGAUAGAUGUAGAUAGCAUAGAGAAUCAAAGUGAUAGUGAAAUUGAAGAAGAAGAAGAAGAAAUAACUAGAACCAAGGUAGAUGUAAACACCAUUAAGAAUCAAAGUGAUACUGAAAGUGAAGAAGAAGAAGGAAUAAUUAGAAGUGAAAUAGAUGCAGAUAGCAUAAAGAAUCAAAGUGAUAGUGAAAUUGAAGAAGAGGAAGAAAUAAUUAGAACCAAGGUAGAUGUAAACACCAUUAAGAAUCAAAGUGAUAAUGGAAUUGAAGAGGAAAUAGCUAGAAGCAAGAUAAAUGUAGGUAGUGUAAAGAAUCAAAGUGAUAGUGAAAUUGAAAGUGAAGAGGGAGAAAUAGAUAGGAGCGAGAUAGAUAUAGAUAGCAUAAAGAAUCAAAAUGAUACUGAAAGUGAAAGUGAAAGUGAAAGUGAAGAGGAAAUAGCUAGAAGCAAGAUAAAUGUAGAAUCCAUAAAGAAUAAAAAUGAUGCUGAAAGUGAAAAUGAAAGUGAAGAGGAAAUAGCUAGAAGCAAGAUAGAUGUAGGCACCAUAAAGAAUCAAAAUUAUGCUGAAAGUGAAGAAGAAGAAGAAGAAGAAGAAGAAGAAAUAGCUAGAAGUGAAAUAGAUGUAGGUAGUAUAAAGAAUCAAAGUGAUGCUGAAAGUGAAGAAGAAGAAGAAGAAAUAACUAGAACCAAGGUGGAUGUAGGUAGCAUAAAGAAUCAAAGUGAUAAUGAAAUUGAAAGUGAAGAGGAGGAAAUGGCUAGGAUCGAGAUAGAUGUAGAAUCCAUAAAGAAUCAACAUGAUGCUGAGAGUGAAAGUGAAAAUGAAAGUGAAGAAGAAAUAGCUAGAAGCAAGAUAGAUACAGCCACCAUAAAGAAUCAAAAUGAUACUGAAAGUGAAAGUGAAAGUGAGGAAGAAGAAAUAACUAGAAGUGAAAUAAAUGUAAGCAGCAUAAAGAAUCAAAAUGAUAGUGAAAGUGAAAAUGAAGAAGAGGAAGAAAUAGCUAGAAGCGAAGUAAAUGUAGAAUCCAUAAAGAAUCAAAAUUAUGCUGAAAGUGAAAGUGAAGAGAAGGAAAUAGCUAGAAAUGAAAUAGAUGUAAACAGCAUUAAGAAUCAAAGUGAUAAUGAAAUUGAAAGUGAAGAGGAAAAAAUAAUUAGAACCAAGGUAUAUGUAAGUAGGAUAAAGAGUCAAAGUUAUUAUGAAAGUGAAAGUGAAGAAGAGGAAGAAAUAGCUAGAAGUGAUAUCGAUGCAGCCACCAUAAAGAAUCAAAAUUAUGCUGAAAAUGAAAGUGAAAAUGAAAGUGAAAAUGAAAGUGAAAGUGAAAAUGAAAGUGAAAAUGAAAGUGAAAAUGAAAGUGAAAAUGAAAGUGAAAAUGAAAGUGAAGAAGAAGAAAUAGCUAGAAGCAAGAUAGAUGUAGGCACCAUAAAGAAUCAAAAUUAUGCUGAAAGUGAAGAAGAAGGAAUAACUAGAAAUGAAAUAGAUGUAAACAGCAUAAAGAAUCAAAAUGAUAAUGAAAGUGAAAAUGAAGAAGAGGAAGAAAUAGCUAGAAGCGAAGUAAAUGUAGAAUCCAUAAAGAAUCAACAUGAUGCUGAGAGUGAUAAUGAAAUUGAAGAAGAGGAAAUAGCUCAAAGCGAGAUAGAUGUAGAUAGCAUAGAGAAUCAAAGUGAUAGUGAAAUUGAAGAAGAAGAAGAAGAAGAAAUAACUAGAACCAAGGUAGAUGUAAACACCAUUAAGAAUCAAAAUGAUACUGAAAGUGAAAAUGAAAGUGAAGAGGAAGAAAUAGAUAGAAAUGAAAUAGAUGUAGGUAGUAUACAGAAUCAAAGUGAUGCUGAAAGUGAAGAAGAGGAAGAAAUAGCUAGAAGUGAUAUCGAUGCAGCCACCACAAAGAAUCAAAAUUAUGCUGAAAGUGAAAAUGAAAGUGAAGAAGAAGAAAUAGAUAAAAGUGAAAUAGAUGUAGGUAGUAUACAGAAUCAAAGUAAUGCUGAAAGUGAGAAAGAAGAAAUAACUAGAAGUGAAAUAAAUGUAAACAGCAUAAAGAAUCAAAAUGAUAGUGAAAGUGAAAAUGAAGAAGAGGAAGAAAUAGCUAGAAGCGAAGUAAAUGUAGAAUCCAUAAAGAAUCAAAAUGAUACUGAAAGUGAAAGUGAAGAAGAAGAAAUAGCUAGAUAUGAAAUAGCUGUAGGUAGUAUAAAGAAGCAAAGUGAUAAUGAAAUUGAAAGUGAAGAAGAAGAAGAAGGAAUAACUAGAAAUGAAAUAGAUGUAAGUAGUAUAAAGAAUCAAAGUGAUGUUGAAAGUGAAAAUGAAAGUGAAGAAAAAGGAAUAACUAAAAGUGAAAUAGAUGUAAACAGCAUUAAGAAUCAAAGUUAUUAUGAAAGUGACGAGGAAAAAAUAAUUAGAACCAAGGUAUAUGUAAGUAGGAUAAAGAAUCAAAGUUAUUAUGAAAGUGAAGAGGAAGAAAUAACUAGAAGCGAGGUAGAUGUAAGUAGAAUACAGAAUCAAAGUGAAAGUGAAGAGGGAGAAAUAGCUAGAAGUGAUAUAGAUACAGCCACCAUAAAUAAUCAAAAUGAUACUGAAAGUGAAGAUGAAAGUGAAAAUGAAAGUGAAAAUGAAAGUGAGGAAGAAGAAAUAACUAGAAGUGAAAUAGCCGUAGGUAGUAUAAAGAAGCAAAGUGAUAAUGAAAUUGAAAGUGAAGAAGAAGAAAUAACUAGAACCAAGAUAAAUGUAGAAUCCAUAAAGAAUAAAAAUGAUGCUGAAAGUGAAGAAGAAGAAAUAGCUAGAAGCGAGGUAAAUGUAGAAUCCAUAAAGAAUCAAAAUGAUACUGAAAGUGAAAGUGAAGAAGACGAAAUAACUAGAACCAAGCUAGAUGUAAACAGCAUAAAGAAUCAAAAUGAUACUGAAAGUGAAAGUAAAGAAGAGGAAGAAAUAGCUAGAAGCGAAGUAAAUGUAGAUCCCAUAAAGAAUCAAAGUGAUAAUGAAAUUGAAAGUGAAGAGGAAAAAAUAAUUAGAACCAAGGUAUAUGUAAGUAGAAUAAAGAAUCAAAGUUAUUAUGAAAGUGAAGAGGAAGAAAUAACUAGAACCAAGAUAGAUGUAGAUCCCAUAAAGAAUCAAAAUUAUGCUGAAAGCGAAAGUGAAGAAGAGGAAGAAAUAACUAGAAGCGAGGUAAAUGUAAGUAGAAUACAGAAUCAAAGUGAAAGUGAAGAGGGAGAAAUAGCUAGAAGUGAUAUGGAUGCAGCCACCAUAAAGAAUCAAAAUGAUACUGAAAGUGAAAAUGAAAGUGAAGAAGAAGAAGUAGCUAAAAGUGAAAUAGAUGUAAGUAGUAUAAAGAAGCAAAGUGAUAAUGAAAUUGAAAGUGAAGAAGAAGAAGAAGAAGAAGGAAUAACUAGAAAUGAAGUAGAUGUAAGUAGUAUAAAGAAUCAAAGUGAUAGUGAAAAUGAAAGUGAAGAAGAAGAAAUAGCUAGAAGCGAGGUAAAUGUAGAAUCCAUAAAGAAUCAAAAUGAUACUGAAAGUGAAGAAGACGAAAUAACUAGAAAUGAAAUAGAUGUAAGUAGUAUAAAGAAUCAAAGUGAAAGUGAAAGUGAGGAAGAAGAAAUAACUAGAAGUGAAAUAGCCGUAGGUAGUAUAAAGAAGCAAAGUGAUAAUGAAAUUGAAGAAGAGGAAAUAGCUAGAACCAAGAUAAAUGCAGAAUCCAUAAAGAAUAAAAAUGAUGCUGAAAGUGAAGAAGAAGAAGAGGGAAUAACUAGAAGUGAAAUAGAUGUAAACAACAUAAAGAAUCAAAAUGAUACUGAAAGUGAAGAAGAAGAGGAAAUAGCUCAAAGCGAGAUAGAUGUAGGUAGUAUAAAGAAUCAAAGUGAUGCUGAAAGUGAAGAAGAAGAAGAAAUAACUAGAACCAAGGUAGAUGUAAACACCAUUAAAAAUCAAAGUGAUAAUGAAAUUGAAAGUGAAGAGGAAAAAAUAAUUAGAACCAAGGUAUAUGUAAAUAGGAUAAAGAAUCAAAGUUAUUAUGAAAGUGAAAGUGAAGAAGAAAUAACUAGAAGUGAAAUAGAUGUAAGUAGUAUAAAGAAUCAAAAUGAUACUGAAAGUGAAAAUGAAAGUGAAAGUGAAAGUGAAAGUGAGGAAGAAGAAAUAACUAGAAGUGAAAUAGAUGUAGGUAGUAUAAAGAAGCAAAGUGAUAAUGAAAGUGAAGAAAAAGAAAUAACUAGAACCAAGAUAAAUGUAGAAUCCAUAAAGAAUAAAAAUGAUGCUGAAAGUGAAGAAGAAGAAGAAGGAAUAACUAGAAAUGAAAUAGAUGUAAGUAGUAUAAAGAAUCAAAAUGAUACUGAAAGUGAAAAUGAAAGUGAAAGUGAAAGUGAGGAAGAAGAAAUAGCUAGAAGUGAAAUAGAUGUAGGUAGUAUAAAGAAGCAAAGUGAUAAUGAAAGUGAAGAAAAAGAAAUAACUAGAACCAAGAUAAAUGUAGAAUCCAUAAAGAAUAAAAAUGAUGCUGAAAGUGAAGAAGAAGAAGAAGAAGGAAUAACUAGAAAUGAAAUAGAUGUAAGUAGUAUAAAGAAUCAAAAUGAUACUGAAAGUGAAAAUGAAAAUGAAAGUGAAAGUGAGGAAGAAGAAAUAACUAGAAGUGAAAUAGAUGUAGGUAGUAUAAAGAAUCAAAGUGAUGCUGAAAGUGAAAUAGAUGUAAACAGCAUAAAGAAUCAAAAUGAUAGUGAAAGUGGAAAUGAAGAGGAAGAAAUAGAUAGUAUAAAAAAUUAUGGCGGUGAUGGCGAAGAUACAGAAAGUGAAGAAGAGGAAAAAGAAGAAAGCGAAUCUGAAGAUGUAGAUGUAAAUCUAGAAAUGGAAAGAAAGGAAGGAAUAAAAAUAAUUGACACAAAAGAAGGUGAACAAAUGCAUAAAUCACAAAUAGAAUUAAUGGAUUUAGAAAAAGAAGAAAUAGGUAGCGUUGAAAACAACAAAUUAACUAUUAAAGGAAAAGAACCAGAAUAUAUAAAUUCUCAUGAAAUUAGAAAAGAAGUAUGUGCAUCUAAUAAAGAACCCAAAAUGAAUAGUGAAAUAAAAGUAAGUAACUCAAAUGAUCAAAAAAAAACUUAUAGAGAUAAUCAGAAUAGUUUGUGUACCUUUGAUUAUAAUAAACAAAAAUAUUUUCCAAUAUUAAAAGAAAAAAUAAAAAAACUAAAUAAUAAAAUAGAUGAAUAUUCGAUAAGAAAACAAGUCAAAAAAAAUGACGAAAAAAAUGAAGAGGAAAAUGACGAAGAAAAUGACGAAGAAAAUGACGAAAAAAAUGACGAAAAAAAUGAAGGAGAAAAAUCAAAAAAUGUGAUUUCUUUUUAUAAUAAUUUAAAAAAAAAUAUGCUUAAAGAAAAUUAUCAUAAUAAAAACUGUGAAGAAAAUGAAUCCAUAAAAUCAAAUAAACAAAUAGCUAACUUGAGAAAUGUAAUUAAAAAAAAGAAUCUAUUAAAUGGUUAUAAUUUUAGUGAAAUAAAAAUAGACAAUGAUAAAAAAGAAAUAUAUAAUAAAAAUGAUAUUUCUUUGAAAAGAAAAAAAAAUAUAUAUAACAAAAAUAACUAUUAUUGUAACUCUCAUAAAAAUGAUUCUAUUCCUAUCCAAAUUAAUAAAAAUAAAAAUAUAAAUAUAAAAAUAAAUUCUAACAACUUUGAUAAUAACAUAGAUAAUAUAAUAAAUAAUAAUAAUAAUAAUAAUAAUGAUUAUAAUAAUAAUGAUUAUAAAGAUAAUGAUUAUAAAGAUAAUAAAUUGUAUAAUAUAAAAAAUGAAAAAUAUAUCAACAUUGAAGAACAUGAAACAAUUUGUUCUUUUUCUUCCAUCUUAACAGAUAAAAAAAACAACAAAAUAUUUAAAGAAACUAAAACUAAUGAUAAAUAUUCAGAUAUUUCAAAUUUUGGAAAUUAUACAUUUAUAGGGAAUGACAUAAUUAAUAAAAACGCCACUUUUGAAAAAAAUAACAACACUACAAAUUAUAUUCACCAAUCUGAAAAAGUUGGAAAUGUUGAAAAUGUUGAAAAAGUUGAAAAUGUUGAAAAAGUUGGAAAAGUUGGAAAUGUUGAAAAAGUUGAAAAAGUUGAAAAAGUUGGAAAAGUUGAAAAACCAGAUUCAGACAAACAUUUCGAUAUAAUAGAAGGUAUUAUAAAUAGAAAAUGUUUAAAUCAUGGUUAUUCAAAAUAUUUCGAUACAGAAAAUGGAAACAUAAAUGACAAUGUUUGUGAUAAUAAUAAUAAUAAUCGUGCUAAACAAAAUUUAAACUUGAAUUUUAAAUUUGAAAAGGGAAAUAAUAAUGAAUGUCUUGAAUCGUUGAAAAAGAAAAACAACGAUCCUAAAUCAGAUGUGUUAGAAAAAAAAGGGCCUCAAAUAGAUGCAGCAUACUCUAUGCACAAUGGGAAUCAAAAUAUAGUAGACAAACUCGAAAGUAAAAAUGCAUGCAAAAAAGGUGACAAAAAGUUGGGAAAAAAUAAGGUGGAAAAAAAUAAGGUGGAACAAAAUAAGGUAGAACAAAAUAAGGUGGAAAAAAAUAAGAUAGAAAAAAAUAAGGUAGAAAAAAAUAAGGUAGAACAAAAUAAGGUGGAAAAAAAUAAGGUAGAACAAAAUAAGGUGGAACAAAAUAAGGUGGAACAAAAUAAGGUGGAACAAAAUAAGGUAGAACAAAAUAAGGUAGAACAAAAUAAGAUGGAACAAAAUAAGAUAGAAAAAAAUAAGGUGGAAAAAAAUAAGGUGGAAAAAAAUAAGGUGGAAAAAAAUAAGGUGGAACAAAAUAAGGUAGAACAAAACAAGGUGGAACAAAAUAAGAUAGAAAAAAAUAAGGUGGAAAAAAAUAAGGUGGAACAAAAUAAGGUAGAACAAAACAAGGUGGAACAAAAUAAGAUGGAACAAAAUAAGAUGGAAAAAAAUAAGGUGGAACAAAAUAAGGUAGAACAAAAUAAGGUAGAACAAAAUAAGAUGGAACAAAAUAAGAUGGAAAAAUUAUGUAAAAUUAAAAGUUUGGAAACUCAUAAUUUGCCAUAUAAUAAAUUGUUAAAUGAUAUGUGCGUCUCAAAAUCUAAACCAUCUUCUGACUUGUUUGAAAUAAGCGAAACGGACAAAAUUAGUAAAGCGAGUGAAACAUGUUUGAAGUUGGUUGAAAUAAAACAAUUGGAAAGUAAGAUAAGUAAAGAUUCUGUACAUGAUAAUACAAAAAUGUUAAUGUGUAAUAAUAAAAUAAAUGAUUAUAAUAGCAAAAUUUGUGAAAAUAGUAACAACCAUAAAUUAAAUAAAAAUUUAAUAUUAUAUAUAAAAGAAACAUAUUUAAAAUUGAAAAAAGAAAAGCAAUACAAUAAUAUGUUAUUUAAAGAAAAUAAAAAGCUUGAAAAUAAAGUAAGAUUAUUAAAUCAAAGUAAAAAAAUAUAUAAGAAAAAAAUUAAAAAUUUGGAAAAAAAUUGUGAUGAACAAAAUAAAAUUACAAACAAAUUUGAAAAUAUCAUGAAUAAUUUUAAUUUAUUGAAAAACUCAAAAAUGGAAAUUCCUAUGGAUGAUGUCAAAAUGCAAAACGCAUAUAUUGAGAACACAAUAGGCCAAUUAUAUAGCACAUUCUUAGACACUUUAGGAGAAAACCACACGAUAACAAAAAGAAUCGAAAAUUUGGGUUCCGUAUAUGCAAAAAGGGAGAAAGGAAUAGAAUUACAACUGAAUAAUCAAAUUAAGAAUUUGAAUUUGUUAAAAAAAUAUGAAGAAACGACACAAACAAAAAAUGAAUAUUUCAAAGAGUUACAAAAAAAAGAAAAAGAUAUUAUCAACUUAAAUAAAAAUUUAGAAGACAUAAUGAAAAACACAAAUGACAUGAAACAAAUGUUAGUAGAAAAUGAUGAUAAAUUAAAAAAUUUGAAGAUGGAAUUAUCUCAAAAAAAUACAAUAAUUAAAGAAUUGGAAGAAAAAAACAACAAACUGAUGGAAAAUGAAAAAGUAAUGCAAACCGAAAAAGAAAAUUUAUUGGAAUUAUUAUAUGGAAAAGAGGAAAAAUUGGCAACCGCUAAAGAAUACAAAGACGAAAUUAAAGAAUUGCAACAAAAAAUAAAAAACUAUUUACAUAAAAAUGUUCACAAAGUACAAGAUAAAAUAUAUGAACAAAUUUUAGAUAAGUUAUAUGAAGAACAAAUUAAAAUACAAUCAUCUUUAGUAGAAAAAGAUCAAGCUAUAAUUCAAAAAAAUACAAAAAUACAAAAUCUUCAAAUUCAAUUACAUUCAUGGGCAAAAGAAGCAUCUAAAUGGGUAUCAAUUGCAGAUAAGCACACAAAACUUAUCACUAAUCAUAAUACAUUAAAGAAAAAUUAUGAAGAACUAAAGUAUAAAUAUAUAAUGGAUUUGAAACAUUUGCAAACAAACAAAAAUGAAAAGAUAAAAGAGCUUAUAAGGAAAUUUUCGUAA